Pisolithus orientalis is the source of this 372-nucleotide messenger RNA. Its product is annotated as autophagy-related protein 8 precursor. The transcript is spliced from 5 exons. Gene Ontology annotation, biological process: macroautophagy; cellular response to nitrogen starvation. Gene Ontology annotation, molecular function: phosphatidylethanolamine binding. Gene Ontology annotation, cellular component: autophagosome; cytosol; fungal-type vacuole membrane. The record is from RefSeq and is a predicted model, not a curated record. NCBI's taxonomy places the organism in Eukaryota, Fungi, Basidiomycota, Agaricomycetes, Boletales, Pisolithaceae. Bases 1 to 372 code for a protein of 123 amino acids.
AUGAGGUCGAAAUUCAAGGACGAACACCCGUUUGAGAAGCGCAAGCAAGAAGCUGAGCGCAUUCGACAGAAGUAUCCAGAUCGCAUUCCUGUUAUCUGCGAGAAGGCUGACCGCACGGAUAUCCCGACCAUCGACAAGAAGAAGUACCUGGUUCCGUCUGAUUUGACCGUUGGGCAGUUCGUAUAUGUCAUUAGGAAACGUAUCAAGCUCCCGCCCGAGAAGGCUAUCUUCAUCUUCGUCGAUGAGGUUUUACCUCCGACAGCUGCUCUCAUGAGCUCAAUAUAUGAGGAACACAAAGAUGAAGACAAUUUCCUUUACGUCAGCUACUCGGGGGAGAAUACGUUUGGGGCUGUAGACGGGGUUGAGAUGUGA